This is a messenger RNA of Ahaetulla prasina, 5156 nucleotides long. RefSeq names its product polypeptide N-acetylgalactosaminyltransferase 12 (gene GALNT12). The record is from RefSeq and is a predicted model, not a curated record. The coding region runs from base 305 to 2062 and encodes 585 amino acids. The transcript is spliced from 10 exons. NCBI's taxonomy places the organism in Eukaryota, Metazoa, Chordata, Lepidosauria, Squamata, Colubridae. Gene Ontology annotation, cellular component: Golgi apparatus.
AAGCUUUCCUCUCUGGCGACUCUCUUCCUUGGCGGGAGAAGGGAGAGAGGGGACCCAGGUAGGCCGCGCUGUUGCUACGGCUUCUAUGCCUGCCCUGCCCCGCCACGUUGUAAGCCAAGAAUCCGGAGGCAAGCAGGCCAGCAGUCGCUUCCGCGAUUAGUCCGGGUAAAACAGCCGCGGCUGGGCGGUCCUUCUCUGCCUAACUUUUACUGCUGCUUCGGUCCGCCCCCGCCUGUCCGGACGGUUUUGUCUUGCGGGCAGCACCCCAAAGGGCCUGGGAGAGGAAGUUUCUUCCUAAGUUGGGAUGCGGCGGAGCCGGCGAGUCCGGCCCGGCCGAGGAGGAUGGUCGCUCGUGGUAGCGCUUUUCUCGGGGCUUGGCGUAGCGGGCGUGUUGUUGCUGUGGCAGUGGGGUCCGCGGCACCCGGCUAAAACCUCUGGGAGAGCGGCGCCCCCUUCCUUGGCGCCCGAAGUAGCCCAGCGACAAUUGCGCAGACCCGUCUACGACAAGCCGCCGUUGGGCAGAGAGACCGAGGUUGGAGAGAUGGGCCGGCCGGCGCGCUUGGAGUUAAGCAAGGCCGAGCAAGAGCUUCAGGAGGAGAGCAUUCAGCUACACCAGAUCAACAUCUUCCUGAGCGACCGCAUCUCCCUUCACCGCCGCUUGCCCGAGCGCCGCAACCCGCUAUGUAAAGAGAAAAAAUAUAAUUAUUACAACUUGCCAAAGACUUCUGUUAUAAUAGCUUUUUAUAAUGAAGCCUGGUCAACGCUUCUGAGAACAGUUCAUAGUGUUCUUGAGACAUCUCCUGAUAUUCUUCUAGAAGAAAUUAUCCUUGUAGAUGAUUAUAGUGAUAAAGACCAUUUAAAGGAAGCUUUGGAAAAUUAUCUGGCGAAUUUGCGCAAGGUACGGCUUAUCAGAGCAAAUAAAAGAGAAGGGCUGGUUCGCGCAAGGCUUCUGGGAGCUUCAGUAGCAAGAGGAGAUGUUCUUACAUUUCUCGAUUGCCAUUGUGAAUGCCAUGAAGAGUGGCUUGAACCAUUAUUAGAAAGAAUUAAAGAAGAACCAUCAGCUGUCGUUUGUCCUGUGAUUGAUGUAAUUGACUGGAACACCUUUGAAUUCUUGGGAAAUGCUGGAGAGCCGCAGAUUGGUGGGUUUGACUGGAGACUGGUCUUUACGUGGCAUGUGGUACCAGAACGGGAGCAGCAACACAGAAGAUCCAAGACUGAUGUUAUCAGAUCUCCAACUAUGGCUGGUGGACUCUUUGCUGUGAACAAGAAUUAUUUUAACUAUCUUGGCUCAUACGACACAGGAAUGGAAGUCUGGGGAGGGGAAAACCUUGAAUUUUCAUUUCGGAUCUGGCAAUGUGGAGGAAGUCUUGAAAUCCAUCCUUGUUCUCACGUAGGGCAUGUUUUUCCAAAGCAAGCUCCAUAUUCACGUGCAAAAGCUUUAGCUAACUCUGUUCGGGCUGCCGAAGUAUGGAUGGAUUCGUACAAAGAACUUUACUACCACAGAAAUCCACAUGCACGCUUGGAACCCUAUGGAGAUGUGACAGAAAGAAAACUGCUUCGAGAAAAGCUCAAGUGCAAGGAUUUUAAAUGGUACUUAGAGAAUAUUUAUCCUGAACUUCAUGUCCCAGAGGACAGACCUGGCUUCUUUGGGAUGCUGAAGAAUAGAGGAAUGCUAAAUUAUUGCUUUGAUUAUAAUCCUCCCAGCGAGCAUGAAAUAACAGGACACAAAGUCAUAUUAUAUCCAUGUCAUGGCAUGGGACAAAAUCAGUUUUUUGAGUACACAUCCCACAAUGAAAUACGUUAUAAUACUCGUCAACCAGAAGUCUGUGCAGCUGUUGAUCCAGGAACUGAUUUUUUGAAAAUGUACUUAUGUGAAGAUAGUAUCCAAAAUAUUCCUGAAAAUCAGAAAUUUAUUCUUAGAGAGGAUGGAGUUUUAAUACAUAAGCAGACCCAGAAGUGUCUACAAGCUGAAUCUAAUGUAGAAAAUGGAUAUCCAGCACCUUUGUUACGACCAUGUUCCAAUUCAGAAUACCAGAAAUGGUUUUUUAUAGGGAGAAAUUGAUACAGAAAACUGAUUUUAUGGUUGAUUAAGAUAAUCUCUGGAACUGAAGCAAGGAAAUGUUUAAUCGUUUGUAUAUGGAGAACUGUAUUAUUUUCAACUUAUUUUUCUGGAACACCAGCAGGCAUUGAAAUUUGUAUGUAGUUAUUGUGGACUUUUCUGCAUCGGAAAUCUACUUUUGGCAGCUAUAUGAUUUUCCAAAUUUUUUAUAUAUUUUAGAAAAAGACUUGAUAAUGAAAUGCAGGUGGUGGCACUUAAAUUUGAUAAUUUAAAUAUUUAUUUUUUUUCCUAAUGUGUUCAACUUUAAUGUGACUAAGACAUUAAAAGAAAAAGAAAAAGACAAUUUUGGCUGUGAAUUUAUUAUAAUAAUAAUGUAAAUAACCAUAUAAUUUUUUCAUAUAUCUGAAAAGAAUACACUGGAACUGCAUGCAGAGAACUCGCUACCGGUAUUGAAUCUAAACAUACAGUAGAUCAUUAUAGUAGAAUUAUAUGUGAACUCAAAGCUUUUAUGAUAUAAUAGGCACAAUGUGUAAUUAUGUGGUUCUAAAUAUUUUAAUUUAAAACAAUAAAUGAAUUGGAAGCAAGGAUGACUGAAUCACUCUGUCUCUGGUUCAGCUCAGUUUCAAAGACAUUCUGUCAUAAAAUCAAUAUUAUCUCCAAUUUCCAUAUCAGUCUGCCAGUUAAAAACAUCCAUAUAAAUUAAAUGUGUUUUUGUAUUUUCCUAUUUUGUAUUUUUUGUAUUUUGUAUUUUCCUUUGUAUUUAAUAUAUGACUAAUGUUAACAUAUGCAUUUUUAAUGUACUUUUAUCUAAGAAUUACAGUAAAAUAGCAAUAGCAAUAGCAUUUAGACUUAUAUACUGCUUUACAGUGCGUUACAACCCUCUCUAAGCAGCUCUAAAAUGUUAGAAAAGUGUCAAUUUUAAAAAACGGAUUAAUACAUGUUGAUUUAAGAUGUAAGGUGUAUUUGGUUGGCUCAGUGAAAAUUCUGUCCCAUUUCUAACUGGGUGCCAAUUUCUAAAAAAAUUAGCAUACAGAAUCUUCGUAGCAGGACCAAAAAAAUAUGCAGAACCAGAUGUCAGGGAGGAAAUUACACAAUUACACUGGAUAAUCAUGCCAUGGUACUUCUAGGUAACAAAUCAAAUUCAGAAGUAGACAAUCUGCAUCAAAUUAUGAUUGUCUUUGCUUCUAUCUAGCAAUCUAGGAUUUUUGCACCAGAGAUCUAAUAGCCAUAAUCAAAAAGACAUUCUUUGCCUGAAUCCAUAAUUUUAUAACUUCAGAAAAAUUCAUGCCUAGCCAGAAAAGGUGCAAAGAGAUUUUUUACAUGGUAUGACAAAGCACUUAUGCAGAAUACAAAAUAAUGUGUGUAGUAUGGCAACUACCAUUAUGUUGACUGAACUUAUCCUAACUUACGUGAAGGUAAAAUACUGUAAGGCAGGGUUAUUAAACUCACAUUGUCAUGGUGGCGUCACAUGAUGUAUUGUGACUUUUCUCCCCUUCACUACAAACCAGGUGUGGGCAUGACCAGUGUGUGGCGCAUCCAGCCUGCAGGCCACAAGUUUCACAGCCCUGAUGUAGGAAAUGUCAUUUUCCUAGAUUUGGAGGUGAAAGGAUUGUGUGGUAAGGUAAAUUAGUAGAAGCUUGGUUAGUAAUGAAUAUAAUGAAUAUAAACAAUAUGUGACAGAUUAGGAUGAGAAAAUGAAGAUAGAAUAAGAAUGAUUCGAAUUACUUUUGCAAGAGACGAAGGGAUGCAAAGGAUGACAUUUGGAUGAUUUGUGGAGAAUUCAAAAUACUGCAAAUUUUGGGGAGUUUACAUUUGAAUCAAAAACACCUCAUGCCUGGUCAGACACAAUUUCAAGCCUAAAAAUGUUUGAAUGUCAGAUUCUGGCAAUGAUGUUGGAGAGGCAAAACUCUAAUUUGUUGCUAUGGAGACCAACUGAAUGGUUUGGUUAAAGUAACUGAAGAAAUAGGGAUGUACAAAGUAUGCAUUUUGCAAAGCAUGUGAGGGAGAUGGGUGGUUUAGAAAUAGGAAAUAUAAAUAAAUAACUCCCUCUGAAGCACUAAAUCAAAUGCAUCGACUAACAUGCUCCCCCCCCCCCAGAAGUUGUAAUUAAAUGUUUUUGAGAUGUGCUCGGUAACACCAGUGAACGUCUGAAUGUGCCCUUUGAAUUUUAUAUUAAGUUACUUCACUUGGCUUCAGAACCUCAUUCUCAUACCUACAAGCUCUAGCUUCCCAAUUUCGCUGAUGUACUUUGUACUGACAUUGAAAAUACUGACAUUCUGAUUUUGCUGAUAGGAUGCAGAGGUUAGGAUUUAUGUUAGCCAUUCAUGGAAAUAUCUUGAAGCUGGUAAUUAGAAUUGCACCAAUCAUAGUGGCAACCUGCAUGCUUUUUUUUUUUAAAGAAAUAGAUCAACGAGUGUUUUCAUCACAAGGACAUCUGGAAUCCUGCAGGUAUAGGUGUGGGAUAGAUAUUUCAUGCCUGAGAAAUGCUUUCCUUCUCUCCUUUCUCUAACAACAUCUGCCUUUUGGGGAUGGCUUGCAAAAAAGGAGAGAUACUGAGACUCUUACAUGAUGAUGCUAUUAUUGUUGUAUCGUCUUAGUUUUGGAGCAAUUUUGAAAUACCCAUAGGCAAGCAAUUCAUGUUCUUUUUCAAAGUUCAGUUUAAAUAUCUUUAUACGUAUGAUACAAUACAAUAUACUUUAUUGAUUAGUCAAUUGACCGUAUCAAACAUGAGCAUCAGCCACAGUAAAAUAAAAUAAGUUACAAUGAAGUGAGAUGCAAUAGCUACCGUGAGAUAAAACCGAAUAAAAUAUAGUAGGGAAGAAGUAGAAGAAGAAGGAGGGGGAGGAGGAGGAGGAGGAGAUUAAAACACAGUAUUUGCAGUCAAAGUCUGCCCAAAGCCUGGAGUUCAAUCCUGACAGGACUGAAGGCUCACUUAGCCUUCCAUCCUUCUGAGGCUGGUAAAAUGACCCAUAUUGUUAGCAAUAUACUGACAUUGUAUCAGCAGUAUUGCGUAGCAUUCAGCUUCCUUCCCCAGAUUAUUGUUUACAUGUCUGAUUAUGUGCUAAAAUAAAACAGUGUUCUUUAAAGUAGUUUUGUA